Macroventuria anomochaeta is the source of this 1205-nucleotide messenger RNA. Its product is annotated as orotate phosphoribosyltransferase. The coding region runs from base 129 to 830 and encodes 233 amino acids. The transcript has a single exon. The record is from RefSeq and is a predicted model, not a curated record. Gene Ontology annotation, cellular component: cytoplasm. Gene Ontology annotation, biological process: 'de novo' pyrimidine nucleobase biosynthetic process; pyrimidine ribonucleoside biosynthetic process; pyrimidine nucleotide biosynthetic process. Gene Ontology annotation, molecular function: orotate phosphoribosyltransferase activity. NCBI's taxonomy places the organism in Eukaryota, Fungi, Ascomycota, Dothideomycetes, Pleosporales, Didymellaceae.
GUUGAACUUUUGCAGGAGUGACGGAUGACGCUAGACUAAUCCCUGUCACUUCGAGAAACAUCUUUCCGAGAGUCGGAACGGGAAGAAGUACUCAACACCACACCAACUCCACAAGAAAAGCAUACAGCAUGGCACUUCCGGAAUACAAGAAGAGCUUUCUCGAGACCUGUGUGUCCGCCGGGGCACUCAAGUUUGGCACUUUCACCCUCAAGUCCAAGCGUGUCUCGCCUUACUUCUUCAAUGCGGGACUCUUCCACAGGGCAGAUCUGCUGCGGUCAAUGUCUUUGGCAUACGCCCAGUCCGUGAAGGCUCAUGGCGACGCCGACUCUUCGUUCGACUUUGAUGUUUUGUUCGGCCCCGCAUACAAGGGCAUUCCUCUGGCUGCAACGACCAUCGACAAGCUGGCUGAUCUGGACGCUGCAAAGUACGGCAAGAAGAGCUACAGCUUCAACCGCAAGGAGGCCAAGACCCACGGUGAGGGUGGUAACAUUGUCGGUGCCUCGCUCAAGGGCCAGAAAAUUGUUAUCAUUGACGAUGUUAUCACUGCCGGAACCGCUAUCAGGGAGGCUAUCGACAUCAUCAAGAGGGAGGGAGGAGAGCUUGUCGGCAUCAUCGUUGCGUUCGACAGGCAGGAGAAGACUCCUACUGAGAACGACGACGACGGCAAGCCUGGACCGAGCGCCAUUGGCGAGGUCAGGAAGCAGUACGGCAUCCCGGUGCUCUCCAUCUUGACACUGGACGACAUUGUCGAGUUCCUGAGGAGCCAGGGCAGUGAGGAUGAUAUCAAGAGGCUUGAUGAGUACAGGGCGAAGUACAAGGCCAGCGACUAGAGAUCAUAUCGGACCAGCCACGGCAGAACUACGAUGGAGACACACCCUCGUCAUGAAGACGACACGACUGUUACGUUGGAGGACAGCACGUGUGAUGAGGAAGUCCCGUGCAGCAACGGCGCUUAUGGGCAGGGAAAAAGGUUAGACAAAAUCAAUACGUGCUAUAUAAGCACGCUGCUCAUCGCAUCAUCAUGCAAUUAUGAACGGAUGGAGCUUAUUCUUGGUAUGUAUUGAUUGGUAGAGAAGCAUCGUGAUGCCGAGGGUACAAGCAUUUAUGCAAGUGUUAGCGAGCCAGUUCGAGGGGCGCGCUAAGGCGCGUCACCCAGACCGCGACAUUUCCCCUUGGAUGUUUACUUCGAGCGCAACACUAGCUAU